This is a messenger RNA of Peromyscus leucopus (white-footed mouse), 1486 nucleotides long. RefSeq names its product RNA polymerase III subunit D (gene Polr3d). The record is from RefSeq and is a predicted model, not a curated record. Bases 113 to 1309 code for a protein of 398 amino acids. Gene Ontology annotation, biological process: transcription by RNA polymerase III. Lineage: Eukaryota; Metazoa; Chordata; Mammalia; Rodentia; Cricetidae. Gene Ontology annotation, cellular component: RNA polymerase III complex. Gene Ontology annotation, molecular function: DNA binding. The transcript is spliced from 9 exons.
GCCCGGUCCCUGCCACGCAGACUUCCGCCCGGCGGGGAGAGCAGGUGCCCGUGGCGGGUCGUGUCGGAGGUGAGGUCGUUGACGCUCGGCGUGGAGCCUCAGCGCAGGAACCAUGUCGGAAGGAAACUCGGCGGGCGAGCCCAGCAAUCCUGGAGGGCCGCGACCCCUUCUCUCUGGGGGCCGGGGGCUGAUCGGCCGACGGCCCGCACCCCCCCUUACGCCGGGCCGCCUUCCCUCCAUUCGCUCCCGGGACCUCACUCUUGGCGGAGUCAAGAAGAAAACCUUCACCCCAAAUAUCAUCAGUCGGAAGAUCAAAGAAGAACCGAAGGAAGAUGUAACCAUGAAGAAGGAAAAGCGUGAGCGGGACAGAGACCGCCAACGUGAGGGUCACGGGCGGGGGCGUGGCCGCCCGGAAGUGAUCCAGUCCCAUUCUAUCUUCGAGCAGGGCCCUGCAGAAAUGAUGAAAAAAAAAGGGAACUGGGAUAAGACAGUGGAUAUGUCGGACAUGGGACCUUCCCAUAUCAUCAACAUCAAAAAAGAGAAGAGAGAAACAGACGAAGAGACCAAGCAGAUCCUGCGCAUGCUGGAGAAGGAUGAUUUCAUCGAUGACCCAGGGCUCAAGAAUGACACACGGAACAUGCCCGUGCAGUUGCCACUGGCUCAUUCAGGGUGGCUUUUUAAGGAGGAGAGUGAAGAGCCAGAUGUUAAGCCUUUUUCAGCUGGCCCCAAGGAAGAAGACAUGGAAGUGGACGUGCCUUCUGUAAAAGUGAAAGAGGAGCCACGGGAUGAGGAAGAGGAGGCCAAGGCGAAGGCCCCUUCCAAAACAGCCAGGAAGACCCCUGGUCUCCCGAAGGACGUGUCUGUGGCAGAGCUGCUCAGGGAAUUGAGCCUCAGCAAGGACGAGGAGCUGCUCUUCCUUCAGCUGCCUGAUACCCUUCCUGGGCAGCCACCCACUCAGGACAUCAAGCCUAUCAAGACAGAGGUGCAGGGCGAGGAUGGACAGAUGGUAGUCAUAAAGCAGGAGAAAGACCGGGAAGCUAGGUUGGCAGAGAACGCUUGUACCUUGGCUGACCUGACAGAGGGUCAAGUGGGCAAGCUGCUCAUCCGAAAAUCGGGGAAGGUGCAGCUCCUCCUGGGCAAGGUGACCCUGGAUGUGACCAUGGGAACAACCUGCUCUUUCCUGCAGGAGCUGGUGUCUGUGGGCCUUGGAGACAGCAGGACAGGGGAGAUGACAGUCCUGGGACAUGUGAAGCACAAACUUGUGUGUUCUCCCGAUUUUGAAUCCCUCUUGGAUCACAAACACCGGUGAAAUGAACAGAUGGAGGAGGAUGGUGACUGCCCACGGCUGCUGCCUGCUCCAGACGUUUUGUUCUCAAAGCCAUGCAGCCCAGAAGGGACCCGGUUAGCCCACCCACUGCAGCCUUUGGCAGCUGCGGUUCCAGUUUCUCCCGAUUAGGGCCCAUGCUGCAGCCCCCACCCCCACCCC